Molecule: messenger RNA, 1378 nt
Organism: Octodon degus (degu)
Lineage: Eukaryota; Metazoa; Chordata; Mammalia; Rodentia; Octodontidae
Exons: 5
Coding region: 1-1203 (400 amino acids)
Source: RefSeq, a predicted model, not a curated record
AUGGAGACCUACUGCCCAGUACCGGCUUUGCUGGGCAAGCUUCCUGCUGUCACCUAUCUGGAGUUCUGUGGGUCAUAUGCGGAGAGCCCUCACCGCCCUCCACUGGCCUUCGGCUUUGUGUCUCUCGCCCUUCCCGAAGUGGACGAGGGCCUGACUCAAAAGCAGCAGGCAGACCACAGCGCACGGCCUCCGGAGCCCCUGGGACGGCCUCCCCGUUACCAGGCCUCGGUCCCGGCGCCCAACUCCACACUGGCUGUGUGGCUGACCUGGCUGAGGGACUCUCCGCGCACGGCCCGCUCGCCUGAGCCUGCGGCGCCCGCGUCCGCCCCGGCCCCCGCCCCAGCCCGGGUCCCACGCCCGCCCCGCCCCCACCGGGCGACGGCGCCUCCGCGCCUUGCAGCCCUCAGCCUCCGCGGGGUCCAGGGCAGGGAAGAUCCCCAAGACUCCGGCCUGGACACCCUCAGCCAACCUGGAACCCGGGCGGCCUGUGUCCCGAAGGGUCACCUUCCUCGCCACGAGCCAAGCCCUGCGCCCACCACUGGCCCAGAAUCCCUGGGGUGGAGAGACUGGAAGGGAGAAGACCCCGGCAGAGCCGCCAGCGGGUUCGCCCUCGGGCCGGGAGGUGGGCGCAGCCGCGCCUGGCGGUGGCACCUCGGCGUUUGGCGAGGCGAUCUCGCGCCUGGACUUUGCCUGAAGGGGCGCUUCUGCAAAGCCGUGGUCCUGCGCCCCGAGGAGCAGCUGGCCGCGCCCCGCCCCGCCCGGCACGUGACUUCCCGGACCAAUCGGCGCCUGCGGGCCGCGAGCAGGGCCCAGCUCUGGCCCCGGGCUGUGGACUCGCGGGCGCUCGGCGCAGUGGCCGCCAGAGGCUCCGCCGCCCCGCAGCUCCCGGAGCGCCCAGGGGCACCCGCCCGCCCGCUUUCCUGGAAGCUCCUGGCCCAGGAGCGCGGCUGCAGCGCCGGCAAGGAGCCGCCCGGCCCUCGGCGUUGGAGCCAGACCUGCAGGCCGCGUCCACGACGCGGUGACCCGGACGCCUGCGCUCGGCCACCUCGCUCCUGCGGCCGCCUGUGCAUGCUCCGGAUUUACGGCCCGGGGGAGGCGCCUUCCCGCGCCGCCGUCGGGAACCAGCAGACACUGGGAUUUUCCCGCGUGAAGGACAGCCGGGUCUCUCGCUUGACGCUGGAUUUAAGACUCACCCAUUUUUGAGCGAUCCAACCCUCCCACCUGGACUGGGACCUCCGUGCCGAGGCCGCCGCUCGCCCCCAGCCAGCCGCCCGCCCGCCCGCCCGCGGCGAUGUACCAGAGCCUGGCCAUGGCAGCCAACCACGGCCCCCCGCCCGGGGCCUACGAGGCGGGCGGCCCGGGCGCCUUCAUGCACGGC